Molecule: messenger RNA, 986 nt
Organism: Protopterus annectens (West African lungfish)
Lineage: Eukaryota; Metazoa; Chordata; Ceratodontiformes; Protopteridae
Exons: 10
Coding region: 126-986 (286 amino acids)
Source: RefSeq, a predicted model, not a curated record
UGAACCAUAUUGAUAUUGAAUUUUCGUUGCAAAUGCUUCCAGAACAAAUUUGACUGGGUAGCAAAUUGCAUUCUUAGCAUAACGAGCAAGUAUUGUAUGUAGUUAGAAAGAAACUAAAAUAAAUUAUGGAAAAUAAGCGUAGAAUUUGGAGGGAAAAAAGAGAACGGAAUAUAUACCGUCGGCGAGUUUCCAGCCAAGAUGAUUUAUGGUACCAUUCCUGUUUUGUUUCGGAAGAAAGGUAUGAUGGUCAUGAUAUGCCCAAUGUCUCGUCAUUUCAUAAGACAAGGUCAAGUCUGGAAACGGGAACAUUUUCAGAAGUGGUAUUUCCUAAGAUGGAAAGUGAAAGGACUGUGUUGCAGAAUGUCAUUGAGAGGCUGAGGUGGAAAGAUUCUAAAUCUGUAACUGCCCAGCGCACACAAUUGGAUACUACUUGUAUUAAAGAGGAUGACAUCAGCAUGAAAACAAUUGAUGAUGCACUGAUGGUCGCAGUCACUAAUCUCCAGCAUUUAGGAUUAACAGAUCAGAAACUGAAAAACUUACAGUCUGCAUAUGAAAUGGAGAGGCUUCAGUUUUCUCAAAACAUAUGUAGAACAUUUUCAGAAAUUGCACAUUCAUGCGAAACAAGAAAAAGAAAACUUCUAGAUGACGUGAAGACUUGCUAUGAGUGCAGGCUUGCUAAGAUAAAAGAUAGGAGAGAGAAAAUUGAAAAGAAGACAGCGAAUCUGAAUGCUGCCUGUAAUGCUGCCUUACAUAUCAAAGAUCUGAGUAGUAGUGGAGCCCAUUGGGAGCAUCAGAAAGUGGAAGAUAUAAUUGAAGAUUUGCAAUGUCCUGUGUCUGAAGAAUGUUUAUUGCUAGAUCCUUUAUUGACCGGAUCACAGACCAGAAACGUGAGAAUACAUUCAGAAAAUGUGAUUGCAGCUAUUGAAAAUAUUGGAAAGGCUGAGGUCAAUACAUAUGAAAGUUGCCACAUUUCACCGUGCCUGUAA